UCUCUGGGAGAGAUUCCUUCACUCUUUCCCGAUGUCCCGAUCAACUCCGCCUUUCUCUCCCUCUUCAUUCUCGGCGCGAUUGCGCAUUACGCUCUUUUCCACUACAACCUGAGGAGAUCACUGAAAUUCCUGUUCAGCGCUGCGACAUCCGCCUUUUGCAUAACCCGGAUCAUCGCAACGAUUCUACGUAUGGCGUGGGCAGGCAGUCCGGAUCGCAUCACCCUCGCCAUCGCCACAGAGAUCUUCAUCUACGCUGGUAGUGCCAUUCUCAUCAUCACCAACCUCUUCUGGACUGUUCGCUUCGUUCGUGCACAACAUCCACACUUUGGUUGGUCGAAGUCAUUCUCUUCCUGGCUCCCACUCUGGCUCGUCAUUUGCAGCAUCGCUCUUCUCUGCCUAAUGGUCAGCAUUCCCGCUGAAGCCUAUCUUCUGGACCCACACGCUCAAAAAGCCGCCCGACAACUCCAACUCUUCGGCGCCGCUAUCUUCGCCGUCUCAGCCCUCCUCCCGAUCCUAAUCCUAACCAUUUCCGCCAUCGCAAAGACGCACCCUAGCCUCAAAGACCUGCCAUCCGACCACUUCGGUCAAAGCACUCUAACCCACAAAUUGCUCCUCAUCCUCACCACCUCAAUCCUCCUCUCCAUCGGCGCCGUCUUCCGCGCCGCCACAAUCUUCAUCGACCCACCCUCGACCUCUACAUCAACACCCUGGUACCUCACCCGCGCGCCCUUCUACAUCUUCAACUUCACCCUCGACUUCCUCCUCACCACCCUCUUCCUCCUCCUCCGCGUGGACAAACACCUCCUCAUCCCCAACGCCGCCCACGGCCCCAUGUCCUACGGCGUA
This is a messenger RNA of Zymoseptoria tritici IPO323, 846 nucleotides long. RefSeq lists its product as uncharacterized. The record is from RefSeq and is a predicted model, not a curated record. The transcript has a single exon. The annotation marks the transcript as partial. NCBI's taxonomy places the organism in Eukaryota, Fungi, Ascomycota, Dothideomycetes, Mycosphaerellales, Mycosphaerellaceae.